ACCACCAGGCAGGUUGAGUUGAGAAACAAUUAGCUCAGUCAGCAAGCCUUUGAAUCUGAUUAAGCCAGGAAGUGGUCACUCCCCAAGACAGAGUAAAAUGAAGGGAAUGAAGGCGGUAGCCCAACACGAGGAAUGAUUUCUCUCUCUGAGAAAAACUGGUAUUAGAAUUUAUUGUGUCAAAUUUAUGUCAAGGAUUAUAUCACUACAUUUUAUUAUUAUUUCACUGAAAACAAAUAUAAUCUUGUUUCCAAGUAGAUCAACAGUCCACAUGUGUCAUGGCUACUGUCUCUAAGAAACUUCUGUUUAUUGAGGCUUGACAUACUCUCAUGUUUUGGUAACAAAACAUCUUUGAGACCUAGAACCCAAGUCACAGAGGAAAAUGCAAGGCUUAUACAAGACUGCUGGCUGGAUUCUCAUUACUCUGGGGGCUCUCAGUGUAUUCUCUGGAGUUAUUGCUUUCUUCCCAGUCUUUUCCUACAAGCUUUGGUUCACAGGGUGGAGUGUCUGGAUUGCUUGUCCCGUCUGGAAUGGAGCUUUGGCCAUCAUGACUGGGAUACUCCUACUGUUGGCUCACAAAGAGUGGACCCAGAGACACCUGUGGGAAGCUAGUUUCACCUUUGUGAUUCUGAGCAUCCUGGGAUGUCCACUUCAUUUUACUGUAGCCCUGGCAUCUGCUCUCCUUGGCCCAUAUUGCUUCUACUCGUUUUGGGGGAUUGCAGGGACCAAUUACCUUGGUUAUGCAGUUGCCUUUCCUUUUCCGUAUGCAAAAUUCCCAUCAGUUUGUGUAGACCCACCACACUAUGAAGAGUACCACCUGACACUUCAAGCCUUAGAUCUGUGCCUGAGCUUUGCCAUGCUCUGUGUGUCCCUGACAGCGUUCAUCACACUUUCUGCAAGACUUAUCCGGAAUGGACAUAUAAAUGUAAGUUUCCAGAAAGGGGAAGCCAGUUCCUGUUCCAUCCUAAAUGCUAAAAUGGAAAGUUUGGUAUAUUAAUACUUAAUCUGUCUCUCUUUUUUACCCCUGUGUCUUCUAUAACCAAAAUUCUCCCACUCUUUCUACUUCUACUGCAGCUAAGAGGCUGAUAUAUAAUACAUCAACAUCAGAUUUAGCUUUCUAACUUUUUCCGAAAGGGCUGAUAAUAAUUUUAAUAUGAUAAUAAUAGAAUUAUGAACUGAAUAUUUAGUAUGUGUCGGUGUACUUCCCAUUUCACAGAUAGUAAAUGGAGGCUAAAGAGUUUGUAUAACUUGCCCAACGUCACACAGCUUAAUGACUAGUAGGACCAGAUUCAGAACCCAGAGCUAUUUCUCCUCAUCAGGCCAGAUUUGUCCUGGGCUCCCUCAUCGCCCUCCUUGCAUCCUCUGCUCCUCUGCCAGACCGUUAAGAUGCAAGGCUCUAGCCUCCAGAAGGGUUAGAGCGGGGUCACUGGGAAAACAGCACAAGUGAUUUCUGAUUCCAAAUUCCUACAGUUGAUACUGGGUUCCUCCUUUGUGGGUUGAACAACCUCCCUCUGAAAAGAGGUAUUUCUCACUGCAAUCUCUUAUACUGGCUUUAUGAUUCAAGUUAGGAUUACAUCAGGGUCAAGUGAAUUUGGGUUAUGUUAGCCAAUUUUUUUCCAGUUUCAUCCUAUCAGCACCAACCAGUAAAGCUGGAAGACAAGAAUUUGGCACUCUCAAUGCUUUUUGUGGUCAGUCUUGUCCUCUUCAACUUCUUCAUAAAUCUGCAAAGGAAAUCCUGUACAUUCUUAGGAACAGAGUUGAUUUUACAAGGAACUUGCCGAGAAACAAGGCAAGCAGACCAAAAUCACCGCCUCCGUCGUACUGCCAGGGCAUGUAGAGGUUUAGUAUUUGAGAAUUCUCCCUUGUGGCAAAUGUCGUAACUUUCUAGACUAUUUACUAAGGAAC
Molecule: messenger RNA, 1902 nt
Organism: Kogia breviceps (pygmy sperm whale)
Lineage: Eukaryota; Metazoa; Chordata; Mammalia; Artiodactyla; Physeteridae
Gene: TMEM212
Product: transmembrane protein 212
Source: RefSeq, a predicted model, not a curated record